AUGCGUUGGUGCAAUGAUGUUAAGGCUCAAUUCGUUUUGCCACAAGAGCCUGUUGUUGUAGCGGCCUAUUUGUCUCAACUUCACAGGAAGACUGGUUCUCCCAGCACUGUUAGUAUGGCUUAUGCUGCAUUAGUUUGGCUACACGAUGUAGUAGACGUAACUUGUAGUAAUAAUCAUUUGAAAACCGGAGUGUGUAGAAAUGUUGUUGAAGCUGCGAAACGUAAUGGCACACAACGGAAGAAUAGGAAGCUCCCUCUCUCUAUUGAUAUGGUCAAGAGAAUAGUUGCUAAACAUGGCAAGGUAGACGCUAAUCUAAAAGAUCUGCGAAUUUCAGUCAUAGUCCUCUUAGGUUUCGCAGGUUUCUUCAGAUUCAAUGAGUUAGCAAAUAUCAAAGCUUCGCAUAUAACUUUCGCAGAUGACCAUAUGUCCAUUGUUAUACCAAGUAGUAAAACAGAUGUCUACAGGGAAGGUAAUAAAGCUAUUAUUGCUAGAACGGACAAUGCCACUUGUCCAGUUCAUAUGGUCCUUAGGUAUAUGUCUGCUGCAAGAAUGGACCAUAAUGCAGACGGUCUCCUAAUCAGGCAGUUAGUAUUUCAGAAAAAUUAUAAUACUUAUGUUUUAGGGAACAAAGGAAUUUCGUAUUCUAGGUGUCGAGAAAUCUUUUUGGAAGCUCUCAAGGCUCUAGGUUACGACUCCAAACUUUUUGGGUUACACAGUCUUAGGUCCGGUGGGGCAACCGCUGCCGAAAAUUCACCUAGCGGCCCUGUAUCAGACAGGUUAUUAAAAUUACACGGGCGGUGGAAAUCUGAUUACGCCAAAGACUUGUAUAUUCAUUGCUAUCAUUAA
Molecule: messenger RNA, 846 nt
Organism: Pocillopora meandrina
Lineage: Eukaryota; Metazoa; Cnidaria; Anthozoa; Scleractinia; Pocilloporidae
Source: the annotation of a GenBank genome assembly